Messenger RNA from Triticum aestivum (bread wheat), 2582 nucleotides. Its product is annotated as S-type anion channel SLAH2. Gene Ontology annotation, biological process: intracellular monoatomic ion homeostasis; transmembrane transport. Gene Ontology annotation, molecular function: voltage-gated monoatomic anion channel activity. NCBI's taxonomy places the organism in Eukaryota, Viridiplantae, Streptophyta, Magnoliopsida, Poales, Poaceae. The transcript is spliced from 4 exons. The coding region runs from base 300 to 2156 and encodes 618 amino acids. The record is from RefSeq and is a predicted model, not a curated record. Gene Ontology annotation, cellular component: membrane.
UUGCACUUGCACAUGAUCUGUCCACCACCUUGUGUUCCCUGCCUGCCUUCCUAGGUUUUUCCUCCCUCUUCAUCAAAAGGGUUUUGUGCUUCUGAUGCUGAUGCUCUGAGUACUUCCAUGCCUGUCCGCCUAGCCUAACAACGCCCAGAAGCGUCUAGUAGUUGCUCAACAACUUGGUUGCCAGUUUUUUCUUAGUUUCUCCAGGCAAGUCAGAAGCUCUACCGAUUUCAUUUCAUUAUUAAGAUACAAAAAGGCAAAUAUAAGGCAAAUCUGCUGAUCGCCUGCUGGUCCAGCUCGACAUGGACAGUUUGGCUUUGGCACUAGUCUCGUCUGAGCGGGCCAUGGAAGCCAACACAAGCAGCAAGACCAGCGGUGUGCCGUCCCUCCUCGCCAACGUUGAGGUUUCCCAUCUCGACGGCUUCGAUACGACCACCCCGAUGCAGAGCCCCAAACCGGUGCUUCACCCCGACACGGGCCGCCCCGCCCGGAUGCGCCCGCCGGAGCGCGUGGCCCCGCGCAGCGAGGCGGUGAUCCCAGCUUUCGACUCGCCGUUCAACCCGCCGGGGCAGCGCUCGGGGCACCCCGUGUCUAUCAGCCUGCCGUCGUCGCCGACCGGCUUCGGCGAGCCCCUCGUGGCGCCCGGCGGCGACUUGCACGAGCGGAAGCAGGCCAUGUCGAACGCGGCGCAGGAGCCGGCGCAGCACGUGAGGUUCGUGCAGCCGCACAGGGUGAUGUUCCGGUCGCAGCCGAACCCCGGCGGGGUGCCCACCCACGCCGUGAGACGGAUGGGUAGCCGGGGCGGCAGGACGAUGAACCGGGACAAGCGCUACGACUCGUUCAAGACGUUUUCCGGGAAGCUGGAGCGGCAGAUCACCCAUCUGGCCGGCGGCGGCGUGCCGGUUAGUACCCCCGAGGAGGAGGAGUUCGCCCAGGGACAGGGAGAAGCCGUGAGUGGCGACAACGUUGAUCGCUUCUUCGCCGCACUGGAGGGACCCGAGCUGGACAAACUCAAGUCGUCGGAGGAGCUGGCGCUGCCGGCGGACAAGAAGUGGCCGUUCUUGCUCCGGUUCCCCAUUUCGGCGUUCGGUAUGUGCCUCGGAGUGAGCAGCCAGGCGAUCCUGUACAAGACGAUCGCGACGGCGGCGCCGACCGAGUUCCUGCACGUGAACCCCAAGGUGAACCUGGUGCUUUGGUUCAUCUCCGUCGGGCUCAUGUCCAUCAUCACGGCCGCGUACGCAUUCAAGAUCAUCUUCUUCUUCGAGGCCGUCCGUCGCGAGUACUACCACCCCAUCCGUGUCAACUUCUUCUUCGCGCCGUGGAUCGCCUGCCUGUUCCUGGCCAUGGGCGUGCCCCCCUCCGUCGCCACCCAGCUGCCUCCCUGGCUCUGGUACGCGCUCAUGUCUCCGUUUCUGUGCCUCGAGCUCAAGAUCUACGGGCAGUGGAUGUCCGGCGGGCAGAGGCGGCUGUCCAAGGUGGCCAACCCGUCCAACCACCUGUCCGUCGUGGGCAACUUCGUGGGCGCGCUGAUGGGCGCGUCCAUGGGGCUCAAGGAAGGUCCCAUCUUCUUCUUCGGCGUCGGGGUGGCGCACUACACCGUGCUGUUCGUGACGCUGUACCAGCGGCUGCCCACCAACGCGACGCUGCCCAAGGACCUGCACCCGGUCUUCUUCCUCUUCGUGGCGGCGCCGAGCGUGGCGUCCAUGGCGUGGGCCAAGAUCGUGGACGAGUUCGGCGUGGGGGCCAAGCUCGCCUACUUCAUCGCCAUGUUCCUCUACGCGUCGCUCGCCGUCCGGAUCAACUUCUUCAGAGGGUUCAUGUUCUCGCUGUCGUGGUGGGCCUACACGUUCCCGAUGACCGGAGCGGCCAUCGCGUCCAUCCGGUACGCCACCGUGGUGGACAACGCCUUCACCAAGGCGCUGUGCGUGGGGCUGUCUCUGCUGGCCACGCUCACCGUGACGGGCCUCUUCGCCACCACCAUGGUGCACGCCUUGGUGUACCACGACCUUUUCCCCAACGACAUCGCCAUCGCCAUCACGGACCGCAAGAUGAAGCCUAUCAUGGAGCUGCAGGAGAGUGGCAAGGACGACGACAGCCGCUCCGGCAGCAGCAAGGACGUAGAGGCCGGCGCCACUGCCGCAGUAGCACCAGAAGCUUGAUGGAGUGGCUGCGCGAUAUAUUAUUUGCGUGGAAAUCAAAUGAUGGCGCCAACGAUUGGGGCGGGCACUUGGUGGGAUAGGAUACGAUCGUACUGUACAAAAAAGUUUGCUUGCGCGGUACUCCCUCCAUUCCACAAUGUAGUGCUUGCUCUAUCUCCGUGCUUCAACUUUGACCGUAAAUUUAACUACCAAGACCGAUUGCGGCGGGAGCAAAAAUUAUAUUAGUGAAUUCGUAUUCGAAAGAAGUUUUUAAUUAUGUAAUUUUUUCACCCGCCGCAGUCGGUCUCGUUCGUUAAAUUUAUGGUCAAAGUUCGACCUCGGGAAACGCGGGCGCACUAUAUUUUGGAAUGGAGGGAGUAGUAAAACGGAGAGGAGCUGUCGACGAUAGUCACCGGCGUAGAAUGAGCAAAGAAGGUCUAUUUGGAA